GUAUUCCACUGUUGCUCAGAUAGCUCUGAACACACCUGGAUCCAGAACUGAUCGAUCUUUGGCUUUCGACUUUCUUCUAAAUAAGAAAACCAAAGACCUUGAAAUCAACCUGGCGUCCCCAUGGAAGAAGGCAGCAUUCAAAGGAUCGAUGGCAUAUGAAAGUAAGAAGAUCGGCAUGAAGGGCAAUCUGAUUGUCGAUGAAUCGAGAGAAUAUGGCAUCAUCAGCGAAGUUGGUAUCAAGAAAGUAAGGACAUUUGUGACCUACAUGCCCCGCCUGGAGAUCAGACGCCCAGGAGCCAAAGUUAUCCUACUCAGUGGAACAGUAGAGGCUGAAGCACUUAAGAGAGCAAGUGCUGAACUAACCCUCAAUGGAGUAACACCAAAUGCAAUCAGCUUUAGAUCUGCCUUACUGAACUCGAAAAUUGAGAAGAGUGUGAUGGGUACCUUCAGCCUUGCUCCAAAGCAGGACUACUUUCUCGAGGCUGGUUUGGUGUACCAGAACAGUGGCAGGAAGAAGUCCAUCAUCAAAGUCAUCCCAACAUUAACAGUCAAGACCCCCAAACUUCAACUCGUCUCUCUCUCUGGAUCAGGAGACUAUAAAGAGGGCAAAUCACUCAAGGGAGGUGUCUCUCUGGAUGUACACAAGGUCUUGGACAAACCAAUCACUCUGAAAUGUGACAUCAAGAAGACAGGUGGUUCUAAGAACAAGUACAGCGGAAGUGUAACACUUUCUUCCCGUUUCCUGGUCACCAAGCUUAGUGGCAACGUACAGACCAAGACGAGCACAGUCAGCACCUUUUUAACUCUCGACUACAAUCUGCCUAAGAUCCGAAGUAUCAAGAAGGACAAGAUCACAUUCAGCUCUAAAUACACUGAUCGUAGCGCCAAGUCCCUCUGGAACUACCAGCUGAACACAAACUUCGAAGACAAGAGAUUCCCUGAGGUCAAUUUCUUCACGGAUCUUGACUUCUCUCACAACAACAAACACACAGAAGCUGGUGCAACAUUCCGAUAUGGACCUAAAUCCAAAGAUUCCUCCCGUCAGAUCACAGGCUAUGCUCUUGUUAACCAUGACGUUGGGUCCAAAGCCAAAGUUGACUACACAAUGAAAACUACUGUGGGACCACUGGAUGUGAAACUGAGCCUGAAAGGAAAGCAUAUCCAAGACAGUCGCAAUCUGAAUUCCACCAUGACAUUUGGCUAUGGCAAAGGAAAUACAAUUGAUGCUGCUCUCAAUCUGAGAAAUAGUGGAAAGAAGACACUGAAUCUCUUGGGUGAAGCAAGGCUUUCUUAUCCAGGCAAAGAACUCCAUCUGAAGACUGAUCUAAUCCAGUCCAAGAAAGACUACACACACUCCAUGACCUUCUUCAUGGACAAAGAAAAAUCUACUAUGGUAACAACCUACAAAAGACAGAGAGAUGCAGCCCACCAGGUGAAAUCUGACAUCAAGCUACAUUACAUCCAGCCAAUCCAACUGACUGCCUCCACUAACCUGAACAACAAGGACCUCAAGCUUUCUGCACAGGCCGAUUAUGCUGGUGAGGUUUAUGGAAUCAACACAGGCUAUAAAUACUCCAAGACGCCAAGUGCCAAGUGGAGCAUGGACAUUACAUACCCCACAAGACAUGUCAUUCUCCAGGUCGAGGGUGGAAGGCGAGGUGUCACAUACGAGGGCUCUGCUGAUGCUAAGUGGGAUGCUGACAAGGACAUUUCCAGGAGAUUUCUCCUCACAGGAAAACUCAACCUCAAGUCAUCUGGCAACUUUGCUUCCACCGUUGCAAUGAAAUACCCAACCAGAGAUGUGGAGUUCAAUAUCAAACAUGCUAGUGGCCAACAGUAUACUACACGUGCUGAUGUCUCUUGGGACACUGACAAGAAGAUCAAAGUAGAUACAUCCUUCAAAAAAGGUCCAAACACGAAGUGGUCAGUCACUUGA
Molecule: messenger RNA, 1936 nt
Organism: Haliotis rubra (blacklip abalone)
Lineage: Eukaryota; Metazoa; Mollusca; Gastropoda; Lepetellida; Haliotidae
Exons: 6
Coding region: 149-1936 (595 amino acids)
Source: RefSeq, a predicted model, not a curated record